AUGCCCCUGGAGGAGGAGCAAGGAGGAUCACAUCCCCAGCAUCUCGAGCCCAGCGAGCUGGGGACAAAAGAAUACCAUGAUCGUGGGGCUGACUGUGGCAUCUGCAGCUGGGAAAGAUACUACGACAGCUCGCUCGCCCACUUUCUGUCCUCCAAGCGAGACGGACGGAGACGCCGGGACGAGCAGCAGAUAGACGGAGGGGACGAUGACGAUGGCCAGGGAGAGGACGACGACUCGGACAUCGGGACAUCGUGGUUCAGCGAGCACAAUGCGCCGCAGAAGGUGCUGGACUUUGUGACCUCAGAGAAGUUCCCGCUUGCGCCGGACUACUCGCAGGCCGGCCGGGAGUCUAGCAUACUCGACCUGGGGACGGGCAAUGGGAGCAUGCUGACUCUGCUGCGUGAAGAAGGGGGGUUUAGCGGUCCCAUGGUGGGCGUGGACUAUUCGGUCAAGAGCAUCGAGCUGGCCAGACAGCUGGCGGGUCAAGGCGACGACGGUCAAGGUCAAGGUCAAGGUCAAAGUCAAGGCAAAGGCUACGAGGGGAUACGGUUCGAGGUAUGGGACAUUCUAGACCCGAGACACGAAGCGGACAUACGCAGCGGUGUGUUUGGCAAGGAGGUGGACUGGUUCCCGUUCGAGCAAGGCGGGUUUGAUAUCGUGCUUGACAAGGGGACGUUCGAUGCCGUCUCGCUGUCUGCCGAGGGAGGGAGCAGGCGGAUAUGCGAGAAGUAUCCUGGCGUUGCACUCGGGCUGGUCAGGAAGGGAGGGUUCUUGAUCAUCACCAGCUGCAACUGGACAGAGAGUGAGCUGGUCUCAUGGUUCACUGCCAAAGACCACGGUGAUGGCGAUGGUGAUGGUCAUGGCUUCACGGUGUACGACCAGGUUGAAUAUCCCAAGUUCCGGUUUGGCGGCCGGGAGGGCCAGGGAGUAUGUACUAUAUGCUUCCAGAGGAAUAGAUGA
This is a messenger RNA of Trichophyton benhamiae CBS 112371, 960 nucleotides long. Its product is annotated as S-adenosylmethionine-dependent methyltransferase, putative. The transcript has 2 exons. The coding region runs from base 1 to 960 and encodes 319 amino acids. Gene Ontology annotation, molecular function: protein-lysine N-methyltransferase activity. Gene Ontology annotation, cellular component: cytoplasm. NCBI's taxonomy places the organism in Eukaryota, Fungi, Ascomycota, Eurotiomycetes, Onygenales, Arthrodermataceae. Gene Ontology annotation, biological process: peptidyl-lysine monomethylation; peptidyl-lysine dimethylation. The record is from RefSeq and is a predicted model, not a curated record.